Messenger RNA from Solea senegalensis (Senegalese sole), 1656 nucleotides. RefSeq names its product speedy/RINGO cell cycle regulator family member A (gene spdya). The coding region runs from base 201 to 1184 and encodes 327 amino acids. Gene Ontology annotation, molecular function: protein kinase binding. The transcript has 7 exons. The record is from RefSeq and is a predicted model, not a curated record. NCBI's taxonomy places the organism in Eukaryota, Metazoa, Chordata, Actinopteri, Pleuronectiformes, Soleidae. Gene Ontology annotation, biological process: positive regulation of cyclin-dependent protein serine/threonine kinase activity.
CGUGUGCGCGUGCAGGUGUCGGGGUAAAGUCGCGCGCGGAGCCAUUCGCGCGUUUUAAACUACCAUCUCCUCACAAAUACAUUUGUUGACAAAUUUAUCUGCUGUUUUUUAGCUAUUCAUUCGCCUGAGCGUUUCCCGGCGCCUGUCUCUGUGUCGCCGUGUUUGUAAAUUCUUAUACAAGUUAGUUGUCAUUUGUUGAAAUGAAGAGGAGGCUCCGCAGGGGACACAGCAGAGACCUGCUCUCCUCACACGACCUACACUGCAGCACAAUGAAGCACACACAGAAGAGGUGUCUCACUCCCACGUCAGUGACUGCCCGGUGCAACGGCUCUCACGUUCUCCAAACCAGAAGCCGAAACAUCCUGGGUCCAUCUGGGAAGAACCAGCCGAGACGGCAGAAUGAUGUGUGUCGUGUCAGAAUGGCCGUUCCUCCAACUAUUGUCAUCCACCGGCAGGAAAUGGCCUCAUAUUUUGGACUUUUUGUCGAUGACCUCAUUCAAGAUUUCCUGAGGAUGGACUGUUGCUGUAAAAUGACAGACAAGUACCUCCUUGCCAUGACCUUUGUGUACUUCAAAAGAGCCUGCUUCUCUCUUGCUGAUUACACCAGGGAGAAUUUUUUCACUGCACUGUAUCUUGCCAACACCAUGGAGGAGGAUGAGGAGGAGAUUAGGUAUGAGAUUUUUCCAUGGGCACUGGGCAAGAACUGGAGGAAGCGGUUUCCCCACUUCCUCAAGCAGCGGGACAAGCUGUGGGUUCGCAUUGAGUUCAGAGCUGCUGUCAGCAGGCGCUGCUGUGAAGAGGUGAUGGCCAUUGUGCCCUCUCACUCUGUGUGGCAGCGGGAGAGGUCAGAGCACCACAGUGGUGCCCAGCGACAGUAUAGUGGUGGCGGCAGCAUGUAUUUUCCCCACGGGCCCUCUGCCUCCCCAAUCUCCUGUGCUCUUUGUAACCGCAUUACCAGGUUAGAUCAGAACCUGGGCUCCUGUUCUGCUCCACCGACUACAGACAGCACCUAUCCACACCCAUUCACCUUCUCGCUGCCUUUGGAGAAAACUCCAGUCAGAGCCACAGCAUCUUGCAGGAAGGUGACAGAGACCAAGAGCCACAAGCAGCAUUCCUCCUGCUGUGCCAAUGAAUCUCAUGAAUCCACGUACGACGCGUCCAUGGACUGGAUCAAUGAGGAGUAAAGUUUCAUCACCUUGUCAGUUUUCUAUUAAUGCUGAUAGAGCAGUUGUGUUAACACUAUUUUUCUGUGUUAACAUGUUUGCCAACAUGGGACUGAUUCAUCCAUCACUGUUCACGGUUCACACAAGCAUGAGCUAAUGUUACGUCACACAUGAAAUCUGAUGGAGAAAAAGAAAUGCUGUUACAUUUAUAUCAUAUGCAAAUGAGUAUUGGUGUAAAGUUUGGUCUUGCUAUUUGUGUAAUAUUUAUAUAUUUAUUCACUGAAGUGCUUUAUUUUUUUUGGACAACCACUAAUUCAAAUGGUAAAAUAGUAAAUAAUUACUUUUAAUUUUGACUGUCACUGAUGGAUGCAUGUCUUUAUAAUCUGUCACUUAACUGGGGAUUCUACUAGGUGUGUUUUAUUAAUAUUGCUGUUGUGCCUGUGAAAUGAUAGAACACUGCCUCAUGAGUUUUCAAUAAAUGGUUAUACUUGAA